UAUCACGCCCCACGGCCACGCCACGGCCAAAAGGCCAAGCCAAACCGCGCGCGCGCGCGGCCUCGCCUCGCCUCCCCUCCCGCACGGCCGCAUAGAUCCAAUGCCGGUUGCGCCAGCGCCAAUGGCGACUCCCAUUCGCACGCGCCGCUAGGCCCGAGCCCGCGCGUCUGCGGUGGUGGCGGCCAUGGCGUCGCCGCGCCGGAAUGCCUCCCGUGGGGCGGCGGCGGCGGCGGCGGGGCGGGAUGGGGCUCAGUCGGACUCGCCGACGUACACCACCGCGACGCCCCGGUCGCGGUUCGCGGUGGAGUUCUCGCCCGAGGCGUUCGACGAGCCGGGGGCCGGGGAGGCGCCGUCGGCCAAGGAGAGCGUCACCGCCACCGUCCGCUUCCGGCCGCUCAGUUCGCGGGAGAUUCGGCAGGGGGAGGAGAUCGCGUGGUACGCGGACGGCGAGACCAUCGUGCGGAGCGAGCACAAUCCCAACAUCGCCUAUGCCUAUGAUCGUGUGUUUGGACCAACUACGACAACACAACAGGUAUAUGAUGUUGCGGCUCAACAUGUUGUCAGUGGUGCCAUGCAAGGAAUAAAUGGUACAAUAUUUGCAUAUGGGGUUACAAGCAGUGGGAAGACACACACGAUGCAUGGAGAUCAAAGAUCCCCAGGGAUUAUACCUUUGGCCGUGAAAGAUGCGUUUGGCAUAAUACAAGAGACCCUGAAUCGGGAGUUUCUUCUUCGUGUAUCAUACCUGGAAAUUUAUAACGAGGUUGUGAACGAUCUCCUAAAUCCUGCAGGGAAGAAUUUACGAAUUAGGGAGGAUCUUCAGGGAACAUUUGUUGAGGGCAUAAAGGAAGAAGUAGUGUUAUCUCCUACCCAUGUUUUGUCCCUUAUUGCAGCCGGAGAAGAGCAUAGGCAUGUUGGAUCCACUAACUUUAAUCUUCUAAGUAGCAGAAGCCACACAAUUUUCACACUGACAGUAGAGAGCAGCCCCUUCUGUGAGUCUAAUGAAGGAGAAACGGUUACUUUUUCGCAGCUGAACCUCAUCGAUCUGGCAGGUUCAGAGAGUUCAAGGGCUGAAACAACAGGAGCACGCCGGAAGGAAGGGUCUUAUAUCAAUAAAAGUCUGCUGACUCUUGGAACGGUGAUAUCAAAACUGACUGACGGAAAAGCUACUCAUGUUCCAUUCCGGAACUCAAAAUUAACACGUUUGCUGCAGUCAUCCUUGAGUGGCCAAGGACGUGUUUCUCUGAUUUGCACGGUUACUCCAGCAUCGAGCAACUCUGAAGAAACUCAUAACACGUUAAAAUUUGCCCACCGAUCAAAGCACAUUGAGAUCCAAGCAUUACAAAACAAGAUUAUUGAUGAGAAAUCUCUAAUAAAGAAGUACCAAAGUGAAAUUCGUCAACUAAGGGAAGAGCUAGAACAACUGAAAAGAGGGAUCUUUACUGCCACUCCUUUGAAAGAUGUCACAGAAGAUAAUAUCAUUCUUUGGAAACAGAAGCUAGAAGAUGGUAAUGUCAAGCUUCAAUCUAGACUGGAACAAGAAGAAGAAGCCAAAGCUGCUUUGCUUGGCAGGAUACAGCGUCUAACAAAACUAAUCCUGGUUUCCACCAGAGCAACCCAGACUACUAGAUCAUCUCAACAUCCUGGCACAAGGCGCAGACAUUCUUUUGGUGAAGGAGAGCUGGCAUAUCUCCCGCAUAGAAGGCGAGAUAUUGUCAUGAAUAACUAUAGAAAUGAGCUGGUUAUGCCGAUGGAAGGAUUUGGUGAAGCACUUGAAAUGUCUCCUAAGGAGGAGAAGCAAAGUCGUAAAGGACUCCUUAACUGGUUCAAACUUCGGAAGCGUGAUAGUGGUUCUGCUACCCUGGCAUGUUCUGAUGGUGGUAAAUCUAGUUUGACCAAAUCAUUCACUGCUCCUCCAACACGUCUGGAGGAUGGGAUUAAUUUUCUAUCAGAACAGAGGACGUGGAAUUCUAUGCUUGAUGAGAAUGUACCAGCUGAUUUUUUGAGCGUUGAUCUUGGAAUUCCUUCUGACAGCUCUCCUGUAGAAGAAAUACUGUCCGUACAAAGUGUCAGCAGAAAAAGUGAAAUCUUAGAUGAUGUUGAUCUACUGAGGGAGCAGUUAAAGAUUUCGUCAGGGGAGGCUGUGCUCCACGCAAACGUUGUAAAGCACCUCACAGAGGAAGCUGGAAUAAGCGGAAUGAACAAACAGAUUGAGAUGGAAAAGAUGGCCAAUGAUGAGAUUAAAUGCAAGCGGCAGAUAAUAUCUUUGGAAAAUCAAAAUGUUCAUUCAGUGUUAGACAGUCAAGAAAAGCUUGACACUUCAAAACUUUCAUCGUAUUACACUAAGAUACUUAAGCAACUCAAUGAGAAGGCCUUUCAACUUGAGGUGAAAACAGCAGAUAACAGGAUACUGGAAGACCAGCUAGAGAAAAAGGCAAUCGAAUGUGAAGAGUUGCGAGAAACGGUUGUUUACUUGAAAGAACAGAUCGUCCAAGCUCUUCAAAUUGACGAGUUUUUACCAGAAAGAAUCAGAUUGCAGCAGCAAACAGGCAUCGGCCAUGACGUUGGAUCGCAAGUUCAUAAUGAUAAUCCAUUAUCCAGUGAUGUGUCUGAAAAGCCACUGGAAAACACAUCACAGUCAGAGAUCGGCGAACUGAAGCAGAGAUUGUGCGAACUGACUGAAGCCAAAGCUCAGCUAGAGGCCCGUAACCAGGAACUUCUGGAGGAAAGCACGUACGCCAAGGGCCUGGCCUCAGCCGCGGGUGUGGAACUGAGAGCACUUUCUGAAGAAGUCACCAAGCUCGUCAAGCAGAACGAGAAGCUCGCCGGCGAGUUGGAGUCGGCGAGAAACUCGACUCCACGAAGAGCAAGCCAUAGCCCGAAGGCAGCUCGAAAGGGCGGCCACAUCGAACGGCACGAACCGGGUGGUAAAAGGGACACGAACUCAAGCAGCCAGAGGGAGCAAGCUCUGGAGGCCAUGCUCGCGGAGAAGGACCAGAGAGAAGCUGAACUUCAGAAGAAAAUCGAGGAGUCGAAGCAGAAGGAGGCGUUCCUGGAGGGCGAGCUCGCAAAUAUAUGGACCCUGGUGGCGAAACUGAGGAAGGCUGAGGGAAAUUGCGAAGAUGAUUCAGAUGCCAUACACACGAUUGUAUAGUGGACCACAAGCCACGACCCUCGAGAUUAUCCAAUUGAUGAUGGUAGCGAUAGUCGUUUGUAUAUAUAUGAUCACCCGAUCUUCGGUACGUGUGUUGUGCUUGCAGGUUGUGGGGGUUUUGUGUGUAAGAGAACUGUACCUGUACCAUGGUGUGAAUGAGUUUGUAUAUUUGUGGAAUACUCGUUUUUAGUGCAAAUCAGUGGGUAUCGUGAUGCAGGUUUUA
Triticum urartu is the source of this 3374-nucleotide messenger RNA. The record is from RefSeq and is a predicted model, not a curated record. NCBI's taxonomy places the organism in Eukaryota, Viridiplantae, Streptophyta, Magnoliopsida, Poales, Poaceae.